This is a messenger RNA of Episyrphus balteatus (marmalade hoverfly), 1142 nucleotides long. RefSeq names its product general odorant-binding protein 99a-like. The transcript is spliced from 2 exons. Gene Ontology annotation, molecular function: odorant binding. Gene Ontology annotation, biological process: sensory perception of smell. Lineage: Eukaryota; Metazoa; Arthropoda; Insecta; Diptera; Syrphidae. The coding region runs from base 667 to 1098 and encodes 143 amino acids. The record is from RefSeq and is a predicted model, not a curated record.
ACUUUAACAGACGUACGUACAAACGAGACGUUUAAGCGUUGGUUAAAAGUCUGUGUUUUUGUAAUCAGAAAGACAAAGGCGUCAAACAUAUUUUAAGUGCUGUUAUCUAUUAUAAUGCGGGUAUUCAUCAAGCUCUUCGAACUGAAGAAGCUUUUAAGCCUUUUUUCCACACUAUUCACCAUAAUAUUCAUUAAACUUAUAAAAGUACUCCCUACCACCCCUAACCUUUUAAGACCCAUGGAUACACAUACAUUUGCUGAAUUUGCACCUUUUUUCGAUAUUGGAGCAAUUUAGGGUAUUUUUCAAUGUUUGAUCUUAUGGAACUGAAACAAAGUUUUGAAAUUAAGUAUCUCUAGAGCAAGUUCCAGCAAUAAAUCUUAUUUAAAUCGAUGCUGUUUUUAACAAUCUCCUUUAUUAUUAUUGAUAUUGUCCAUAUAAUAUAUUAUGUUUUCGGGGAAAUGAAGAUUAAACUUCUAAUGCCUAGUGGACAUGGAAACGGAUUGAUAACCUUUUGUUACUUUGAUAGCAUUUUUUGUAUGAAAGUGUUUUCUUUUUUAAAAAUUCUAUUGUACCUUGCAUUUUAUAUUAACACUCACAAACCGUUGUACGCAGUUAAAAAAACUUGCCCAUUUAUUUUCACGAGCUAAGCUCAUAAAAAUUCUUAUAAUGAGAUUUACUAUUGGAAUUAUUUUAAUGUUUGCCACUUUGGCAUCAACUAGCCGGAUACAUCGAUAUGAGUCUCGCAAUAAUAUUGACAAAUAUACACAGGAAUGCGGUGUCGAGCUUAAAAUUUCACCUUCAGAUUUGAAUAAAUACAGUACACCGUACAUGCCUGAGGAUGCCGUAGGUCAAUGUUUUAGAAAAUGCAUGUUUGAAAAGUUUGGUAUUUUGGAUAAGGAUAGUGCUUUUAAGCCCGAAGAAAUAUUGAAGCUGAUGUCCCAGAAUAAUCAUCCUCUUGUUGGUGAUGCUGAUUUUAUUAGCAGGAUUGAAAAGUGCGCUAAAGAAGCUAAUUUAAUAGAAAAUGCAUGUGAACGUGCCUUGCGCGGAGCAAAGUGCUUUAAUAGUGAAUCAAUGAAAAAUAAAAAAAUCGAAUCAUAAAUUACAUUUACAAUAAACAACAAAAUAAAUAGUAUACAAUAUUU